ACUCUCAUUCACUUUCUUUGCAUUUCACUAUUUUCUCUCUCUUAGGGUUUUCAAAUUCUCUCUUCAUUUUCAGCUUCCAUGGCUCAACAAGAUGCUCAAAACGGUGCUUCCGAAACCGCUUCCCCUACGGUUUCCUUCGCUGCUCUCAAGCCUCAGCUCUUCGUUGAAGCUCCAAAGGCUAACGACGCUGUAACGUUCUACAAGAACGUGUUUGGUGCUGAAGAGGUUUCGCGCACUCUGAACCCUAAGCGCAAGGCUGAUCAAGAGAUUCCUCAUGUUCUCUCCGCUGAACUCAAGAUCGCUGGCUCUACGUUCCUUGUUGCUGAUAGCGUUGAUGAUUCCGCUACACCUGCCAAGAGUGGCGGAAACGGUGUCGUUUUUGCUUUGGAAACCGAUGACGUUGAAGGUGCGAUAGCGAAGGCUGUGAAAGGUGGAGCGACUGUGGACAUUGAAGGCGCGGCUGGUGAGGGGCGCGUGGGGAAGGUGGCUGAUCCAUACGGUUACGUUUGGCAGAUUAGCUCUCCUUUGAAGAAGGAUGCUGAGGUGGAGGCUUGAUGACUGUUCGAUGUGAAGAUGAUCUGACCGUAGUUAACUGUUUAGUUUUAUUGUUAGAAUUAAAGUUGUAUUGACUAUUUGUCUUUAAAAGACUAGAGACUUCUGAGAUUAGUUUUUGGGUUGUUGAUUAUUCUGAGAUUAGUUUUUGGGUUGUUGAUUAUUAUUAUGCUUAUCCUUAGGAUUUCUCUCUAGCCUAGUAUUUUGGGUAUUGUGGAACUGAUUUGAAAAUAUGGUGAAUGAAUGACUUUUAUUGGUACA
This is a messenger RNA of Vicia villosa (hairy vetch), 813 nucleotides long. RefSeq lists its product as uncharacterized. The record is from RefSeq and is a predicted model, not a curated record. NCBI's taxonomy places the organism in Eukaryota, Viridiplantae, Streptophyta, Magnoliopsida, Fabales, Fabaceae. Bases 79 to 555 code for a protein of 158 amino acids. The transcript has 2 exons.